AUGUCGGAGGGUUUCGAUAUGAAAAAAAAAAAAAAAUUGUGUGCGAAUAAAGCUGCUGAAAAAGCGAAACACGUUCACCAUCAGCAACAAAGCUCUCAACAAUCUAAUAAUAAUAAUAACAGCUUACCUCACGGCGGGGCGAGCGUUUCAGUCAUAACGCAUGCCCCCUCGGUCGGUGUCCCCCAUCAUACGUCGGCGCACCAUGCGGCGGCGGCAGCGGCGGCGGCAGAACGGGGGACAACGGCGUAUAGUAUUAGUGGCAUUUUAGGAAUACCUCAUCCCGAUCCAAAUGGAAACAUACCCAAAAGAAAAAGGGAAGAAAUUCAUCCGAAUGAUAACAGAGAACAACAACAGCUCAACGGUCAUCCGGAUGAAGAAAUAAAAAGACAAAGAACUCAAUAUAACGGUGAUCAAUUAUAUUCGAACCUUUGGCCGAGUAAGUGGAGUAUAAAAGAAGAACAUAAACUUCUUUCCGAACUGAAUAGCGGCGGAGGUGGAGGUGGCGGUGGUGGCGGCGGCGGCGGCGGAGGUGGUGGCGGUGGAGGAAACGGAAACAGUCCUUAUUACGAUGGCCAAAGUUUUCCGUCAUCAACGACGGCGACUGAUAUUUACGAUACUAUGCAACAGACUGGUCCUGUAUAUACUCCUCCGAUACCUUCUUCAUUAGGUGGGUCAUUAACUCCGUUGGCGCCGAUAACGAUGCAAGAAAUAAAAUUGGAUCCAUCAAUAUCGCCUUAUAAUCAAGAAAAUAACGGAGGGUAUGGAACUCCCGUCGAAGCAGCGGAUCCGCCACAUACCGGUAAUUCACCCGAUCCGGGAUUAACGACACUGCAACCUGGAAACGCACCUCCUUACACAAUGUUACCAACAUUUACGCAUUACGCAACACCAGCAGGAAGCGGAGGUGUUAGCGAUUACGGAUACAGCGGAGCUUAUUCUCAAUACACAACUUCUCCCUAUUCGACUUAUUCGUAUCCUACGGGCUCAACAGGACUUCUCAGAAAUCAAAAUCAAGGAAACAUUGAUGGUAAUUCGGAAGUCAUGUCGAGAUCGCCACUUGCUGCGACAAGAGCUAAUUCAGGUGCCAGCGCAUCAUCGCCGACAGAUAGCGCUUGCCAGGAAAAACCACAAUUAUCAUCCGCGGGUAUGUUUAUAGGAUGA
Molecule: messenger RNA, 1161 nt
Organism: Pediculus humanus corporis (human body louse)
Lineage: Eukaryota; Metazoa; Arthropoda; Insecta; Psocodea; Pediculidae
Exons: 8
Coding region: 1-1161 (386 amino acids)
Source: RefSeq, a predicted model, not a curated record